ACGUAACGGUACCACCUCGCGCUUGACGCAUCGAUGUAGCCGAAGUGGCGCGCUUACGAAAGCGCGAAAACCUCUCGAGCUCUGAAGCCUGAUGUCAAUCCAAUCCCAGUCAGUUCCUGACAGAAGCAGAAACAACGCCUCUGCCAACGCUAUCUUGUCGAACUUCAACAAUAGCAUUUCAUUUCUUCCGCAUUUUGUGGUGCUUAUCGUCGUUUACCACUCGAGCACAACCUCAUGGAUUCGUCAGUUGAUAUUGGAACGCUGAACCAACUGAGCGAAACCCUCUUCCAGGACUUGUUGAAAAUGUGUUUACAGUUCUUACAGCUUCAACAGCAAGAGGAUUCUAAUGCAAACGCGUGGCUUCGACAGACUUUGGAGGCGUACGCCAACAAACAUGCCAAUAACAUGGCGCAGCUGAAGACUUCUUGCAAAGCUAUACUGACUCUCGUGGAAGAAGUCCAAAGCAGGAAACCAAGCAGUUCCCAACUGUCCACCGACCUUUCAUCCCUCGGCUUAGAUGCGCCCAAAACUGAAGCGUUUGUCGAAAUCUUCAAUAGACAGAAAGGAUCACAGCAGCCGUUACUUUCGAACCAACUAGUGAACGCCCAGUGGCAGUUUGGCGUUACCGUUGCCAGUAGCGGAGAAGCGGCCAAACGAGCGUUCGUCCAGUUGAGGCUCUCCAUCCGCAGGCCCGAUGGCAGCCUAGGAGACGUCCACUGCGAGAUGUCAGCCCCACAAUUUUUUUCAUUUUGCCACGAGAUGGAACAGGCGAAAGUUGCUAUGCAGUCACUACACUCAUGACGAGACCUCGUACGUUUCCACAUCCAUUGCGUAUGUUGUAUUCUUGCUCCGUGAGCAAUGUUUUUGUCCAAUAGAGCGGACUUAUGUGUCCGAAGUACUUGCACAGUAGAAAAUAAAUGUUAUGUAAGGUAAUGUCCAUACCAGUGA
Ornithodoros turicata is the source of this 948-nucleotide messenger RNA. RefSeq names its product COMM domain-containing protein 7-like. The coding region runs from base 235 to 801 and encodes 188 amino acids. Gene Ontology annotation, molecular function: NF-kappaB binding. NCBI's taxonomy places the organism in Eukaryota, Metazoa, Arthropoda, Arachnida, Ixodida, Argasidae. Gene Ontology annotation, biological process: negative regulation of DNA-templated transcription; tumor necrosis factor-mediated signaling pathway. The record is from RefSeq and is a predicted model, not a curated record. The transcript is spliced from 2 exons.